Messenger RNA from Echinops telfairi (small Madagascar hedgehog), 1565 nucleotides. RefSeq names its product solute carrier family 16 member 6 (gene SLC16A6). The annotation marks the transcript as partial. Gene Ontology annotation, biological process: monocarboxylic acid transport; transmembrane transport. The record is from RefSeq and is a predicted model, not a curated record. The transcript has 2 exons. Gene Ontology annotation, molecular function: monocarboxylic acid transmembrane transporter activity. NCBI's taxonomy places the organism in Eukaryota, Metazoa, Chordata, Mammalia, Afrosoricida, Tenrecidae.
GUGGGCCUGCUGCAGGCCAACAUCAUCAUCUGCGGACUGCUGCUCCGGCCCAUCCUCAUCCGUGCACCGGGAUCCCCGCAGGCGGCCCCCCAGGAGCUGCGGAAGGAGGUGCAGUGCAUGCUGGAGAACGAGAAGACGCGCACCUCCAUCGACUCCAUCGACUCCGGAGUGGAGCUCACUACCUCACCUAAGAAUGUGCCUGGCCCCGCCGGCGUGGCGCCCGAGCCCGGGGCGGAGGCGCAGCAGGGCCUGGUGAAGGGCGGCUCCAGGCAGAGCCAGGCGCAGGGCCCCCUGCUCGACUUCUCCAUUUUGCGCGAGAAGAGUUUCAUCUGUUACGCACUGUUUGGUCUUUUUGCCACCCUGGGCUUCUUCGCGCCCGCCCUGUACAUCAUCCCUCUGGGCGUUAGCCUGGGCCUCGAGCAGGAGCAGGCGGCCUUCAUCCUGUCCACCAUGGCCAUCGCCGAGGUCUUCGGGCGGAUCGGAGCCGGCGUGGUCCUCAACAGAGAGCCCAUCCGGAAGAUCUACAUCGAGCUCUUCUGCGUCCUCUUACUGACCGCCUCCCUGUUUGCCUUCACAUGUGCUACUGAAUUCUGGGGUCUGAUGUCCUGUAGCGUCUUCUUUGGGUGCAUGGUGGGGACCGUGGGCGGCACCCACAUCCCGCUGCUGGCGGAGGAGGACGUUGUGGGCAUCGAGAGGAUGGCCUCCGCUGCUGGCGUCUACGUCUUCAUCCAGAGUGUGUCAGGCCUGGCCGGGCCCCCGCUGGCAGGUCUGCUGGUGGACCAAAGCAAAGUGUACAGCAGGGCCUUCUACUCCUGCGCGGCUGGCAUGUUGCUGGCGGCUGUGUGCCUGGCCCUGGUGAGACCCUGCCGGCAAGGGCUGUGCCAGCGCCCUCAUCCCAGGCAAGCCAAGGCAGAGGGCCGGCCCGGGAACGCUUUACAAGACAUCCCCGAGGAGUUUCUGGAAAUGGACCUCGAGAAGAAUGAGCAGGGCCUGCAGAUGCAAAAGAUGCCCAUCUGACUGGCUAUCCUGCGACGGUCGCCCCGCCACUGCCGGGUGGGAGGGUGCAGGGUGAGGCGAGCAGCUAACGUUGCGCCCUCCUUUCAAAAUACCUUUGAAGCGGACCCUACACGGGGGCUUCACCAAGACGGUGGGGAGAGAGUCCAUGCACGACCUUUCCAUUCCCUUUGCCCGCCAGCUUUCUGAUGCCCCCCCACCCCACGUGGGAUCAACAGGACGCCCUUCUGUUUACUUUUCCCAAGCAUCCUUCCUGACCUCCAUCCAGCUAGAUUCCGCCCUAGCAAGACAGAGGCCUCUCUGGUCCAGUUUUCAAAUCGUGAUUUGAAUUGGCAAAGUCGUUUUAAAAACUCUCCCUGGUGACCAACGAUAGUCAUCAAAUAGCAAUUCACCCCGGUCACUGCAAGGAAAUUGGCCACCCCCUCCUCAGAAAGAAAUCGUCCUGGCUAAUUUUCAAGAUGACCAAUAAAUUGUUAAAUACCCUUUGGUUAACACAGGGGCCCUGGUGGCAUGGUGGGUUAAGCAUUGGCCCGCUUACCACAAGGCCAGCA